CGAGAUUUGGACAAGCAUAGCUAUUUGUUUUCAUUUCGUAUCAGGCGCCAAUUAACAAAUAAAUUUUUAUUAAAGCAUUCUAUAAAGAACGGUAGGAAUGUGUUAAAAGAUCUUAAUGCCUAUUUCCGAAGUCGCCAGACAUGUGUAAACAAGAUUAGUGUGAAUAAUUGUCAUAAAUUGCAGAUAUACUGAUAUUCACUUAUCACCUGGCCAGAUUGCCUGCCGGCGCCAAAAUCCAUAAUGUCGUCAUCCAAGCGGAAGUCCGUACCAGGACAACAGAAACAAACAACGCCAGAAAAGCGGCGUAGAAGUGGUCAGACGGAUGGUGGAACGGCAGCGGGCGCAGCUACUGGUAGGGCAAAUGCUAUGGCCGCGUCAGCAGCAGCAGCAGCAGCGACCGGCAACGAACCGGAAGCGGCGGAGCAUCACGCUUUGGAUGAAGCGAAUAUUUCGGAUGACGAAGAGGGUGGAACAAGAAUUGGCGAUAUAUAUAUACCCCCGCCUAUACCACCACACUGUUCAACGGAAAGUAAAGGUCCGCGAUUAAUUAUCAAAAAAAUUGAAAACAAAAAUUUCAAAAGCUACGCUGGUACAGUAGUACUAGGUCCCUUCCAUCAUUGUUUCACGGCUAUAAUUGGACCAAACGGUAGCGGUAAGAGCAAUGUCAUCGAUUCGAUGUUGUUUGUGUUUGGCUAUCGAGCCAAUAAAAUUCGUUGCAAGAAAAUAUCGACGUUACUGCAUAAUUCCGCUAGAUAUCCUAAUAUGUCCAUGUGCUCGGUAGCGGUGCAUUUCCGGGAAAUUUUGGACAAGGAGGAUGGCACGUGCGAGGAAAUUCCUGACAGUGACAUUAUUGUUGAACGCAUAGCAUUCCGAGAUAAUUCUUCCUAUUAUACGAUCAAUGGGCGUCGAGUACAGUUCAAGGAAGUAGCAAAGCUACUUAAGAAACAUAACGUCGAUUUAGAUCACAAUCGAUUUUUAAUUUUGCAGGGAGAAGUGGAGUCAAUUGCUAUGAUGAAGCCAAAAGGCUUAACAGAGAACGAAUGUGGCAUGCUCGAGUAUAUGGAAGAUAUUGUAGGUACGACGCGAUAUAAGGAGCCACUGGUGAAAAUAAAUGAACGAGUUGAGCAGCUAACGGAAGAGCGUACUGAAAAACAUAAUCGCUGUAAGUUGGCCGAACGCGAAAUGAAAGAUUUGGAGCAACCAUAUAAUGAUGCCGUUGAUUAUUUGCGCCGCGAAAAUGAAAAUACUCGCACUAAAAAUUUACGCAUACAAAAAUACCUUAGCGAAAAAAAUAAAAAGCUAGAGGAAUAUAAGAAGGAGCAUGAGACAAUAUCGGCAGAGCUAAAGCAGCACGAUGAAGCAGCGGAAAAACUGAAGCAGGAACGGGAAGAGAAGGAGAAACAAGUACGCGAAGAAAUUGCCCAAUUCGAUGCACUGCGGAAGAAAAAGGAAUCGAUUGAAAAGCAGUGGGAGUCUGCGCAUAAAAAUUUUACUGAAGUGCAACAGACGAUGGAUAUGACGAACAAACGGCGCAAGCAGCAUAAAACUCAAGUGGAAAAACUUAAUAAUGAAUUGAUAGAUCUGCGUAAAAUACCAGAUAAAAAUGAAAAAGAAAUUGCUGAGUGCCAGAAAAAGGUGGAAAAACUAACUAAAGAUAAAGCUGCAAUGGAGGAAGAGUUACAAAAAAACUAUGUGACGCUAGAGAACUUGACAAAACCGCUUAUUGAAAAGCGUGAAAAAAUGGAAACUGAAUUGGUCGAACUAAAAAAACACGUUGACGAAGCCAAAGCUGCCUUAGCGCUAUCGGAAUCUGAAUUGAAAAUUCUCAAACACGAUGAGACGACAGAAACACGGAAAUAUGAGUCGAUGAAAACCUCUUAUGAUGAAUCGAGUAGCAGUCUAGAGGAAAAACGUAAAGCAGUACAAGAAAUGAGAAGUCGUUUGCCCGAAAUACAAAAGGAGAUUGUCAUGAAAACACAGAAAAUGCAACAAUUGCAAGUGGGCGAACAACAUAUGCGCGGUAAACUAAUGACACUCAAGGCUGAGAUAAACGAAAAAACGGUCAGCUUGCAGACGACGCGAUCAAAUAAUAAGGUAUUGGACUUUUUAAUGAGGCAGAAGAACGAGGGCAAAAUACCAGGAAUUUUGGGUAGAUUGGGUGAUUUAGGUGCGAUUGACACCAAAUUUGAUGUGGCUAUUUCAACAGCCUGCGGACGUUUAGAUGACAUCAUAGUAGAUACGGUCAAUACGGCUCAAGAGUGCAUUGAACACCUUAAGCGAUACGACAUUGGACGUGCCACCUUUAUUGCACUGGAGAAGGUACAGCAUUUGGAGAAGCAAUCGGGGCCAAUACAAACCCCUGAGAAUGCACCGCGUCUGUAUGAUUUGGUGCGUGUUGAGGAUGAACGUGUACUCCCCGCCUUCUAUUUUGCGCUUCGCAACACCCUCGUUGCAAACGAUCUCGAACAAGGUUCACGUAUUGCCUAUGGCGCACGUCGUUAUCGCGUCGUAACGCUGAGUGGUGAUGUUAUCGAAACAUCCGGUACCAUGUCAGGUGGUGGUCGUACACAAAUUCGUGGCAAAAUGGGCACCAAAGUACAAACAAAGACCAAACAAUCUGCCGAUACGUCAACGGUGUCGCAAAAAGCAUUGGAAGACAUGCAAGUGCAGGCCGAGCAACUGCAAUCGGAAAUUAAUUACAGUCAGGAGGAACAAGGUCGUCUGGAGAGGGAACUGCAACAACUGAAUAUAAGCAAGCAGAAAAAUGAAUCUGAAAUUCAAAAACUUGGCAUCACCAUCAAGAGUUUGGAUGAGCAACUGCCACGUAUUUUUAAGCAAUUAGAGACACAGAAGAAGCGCAUGGAACAAACUACUACCGAUGCGGCUAAGGUGAAAAACAUUGAGGCUGAGAUUUCUGUGAAAAAGAAGACGCUGAAAUCUUCCGAGGAAGAGGCAGACAAAGUCACUAAAAAAAUAGCUGAGGUUAAGAAAGAGGUUGAUAGUAUACAUGGCGAUAAAGUGAAAUCAGUACAGACGAAAAUCAACAAUCUGGGCACACAAAUUAAGAAGCUAAAUAAUAACAUGUCUAAGUUGAAAGUUGAAGUAACGACAUCCGAACGCAAUGUGGCAAAAAUGGAAAAGCAACUUGAGCAGCUAAACGAGGAUAUAAUAAAAGCGCAGGAUGAGUUGGUGGAGAUGAGUGCGAAACGCCAAAAUUAUGACGAUGAAACUGCGCGGCUAGUGAAAGAGAUCGAAGAAGCACAGAAAGCCAUCGAAAGUGCCAAAAGUGAGUCGUCGGGAAUACAAAAGGAAAUUGCUGCGUUACAAAAGCGUGAAGGUGAGUGGAAAAUCAAUGUUAUAGACUUGGAAAAAUAA
Messenger RNA from Rhagoletis zephyria (snowberry fruit fly), 3375 nucleotides. It is a transcript of the gene glu, whose product is annotated as structural maintenance of chromosomes 4-like protein gluon. Gene Ontology annotation, cellular component: condensin complex; chromosome. Gene Ontology annotation, biological process: mitotic chromosome condensation. Gene Ontology annotation, molecular function: protein binding; ATP hydrolysis activity; ATP binding. The record is from RefSeq and is a predicted model, not a curated record. NCBI's taxonomy places the organism in Eukaryota, Metazoa, Arthropoda, Insecta, Diptera, Tephritidae.